Scleropages formosus (Asian bonytongue) is the source of this 4038-nucleotide messenger RNA. It is a transcript of the gene pdlim5b, whose product is annotated as PDZ and LIM domain 5b. Gene Ontology annotation, molecular function: actin binding; muscle alpha-actinin binding. Gene Ontology annotation, cellular component: stress fiber; adherens junction; filamentous actin. Bases 111 to 2009 code for a protein of 632 amino acids. The transcript has 13 exons. The record is from RefSeq and is a predicted model, not a curated record. NCBI's taxonomy places the organism in Eukaryota, Metazoa, Chordata, Actinopteri, Osteoglossiformes, Osteoglossidae. Gene Ontology annotation, biological process: heart development; muscle structure development; actin cytoskeleton organization.
UGGCUGUGUCCCUCGGCGGCUCCGCGUCACUCAGUCAAUCGGAGCGCGGCGCUGCCACAGGAAGCUACACUCUGCCGACACGACCAGUGAAACCUGUGAGACCAGUGACAAUGAGCAGCAGCUACUCUGUGUCCCUGCCUGGCCCUGCCCCCUGGGGAUUCCGACUGCAGGGGGGGAAGGACUUUAGCAUGCCCCUCACUGUCUCCAAGCUUACGGAUGGGGGGAAGGCAGCCUUGGCGAACAUUGCUGUGGGAGACAUACUACUUUCCAUUGAUGGCCUUACCACCACAGGCAUGACACAUUUGGAGGCCCAGAACAAGAUCAAGGCCUGCACAGGAAACCUCAGCCUCACCUUGCAGAAAUCAAAUGCUUCAAAACCAGCUCCAGCCUCAAAGGAAGAGCCUCUUGAAAUCAUUAAACCAGUGCCGGUGGCCCACCAGCCUUCGACUGCUACUACAUCUAGCCCUACCACAAGCUAUGCCUACAACAAGACUGCCCGGCCAUUUGGUGGUGCAAAUAGCACUGGAGCGUCAGCCUUCACCUCGGCAUCUAAAGUAGCAUCAAUCCCAUCAGCCUCCUCUGCUUUCACCCCUGCAUCCCCUGCCUCCUCAGUUCAUGCUCCACCCUCUCAGCCCCAGCCUCCGCAACCCACCCAGCCACAGCCCCCCUUUCCCAUUGGUGGCAGUGCCUCCCGCCCCACUGCUCCGCUGAGUUCUGCGCCAAAACCCAGCACAGGCCGAACUCAAUUUCCUGUAUCUGCCAGCUCUGCCGGAACGACAGCAUCCCCUUCCACCCCUGCUGCACCACAAUCCUCUGUCUACAAUACACCAAUCAACCUGUACUCCAAUGAGAAUGCCUGUGAGGUGGCUAUGGGCCAGAGGCGGGGCCUACUGGAGAAACAUGGUGUGGCUGAGCAUCUCAAUGGGGCUUCCAGAAAGCCCAUUGAUGAUCCCGAACCCCACCUGGUGCAGCCGCAUUGUGAUACUAGUAAGAAGUGGCUGGUGGAGGACCAAGAAGACUGGAACUCCCGUACAGGCACUUCACAGUCCCGUUCCUUCCGCAUUCUUGCCCAGAUGACUGGCACAGAAAGUUCCAAAGGCCAGGAGAAUGAUGCUGUGAAGCAUGAAACAGUGAUUGAGACCCCGCUGAACGUUCACCACUCAUCUCCUGUAAAGACUAUGACUAAAGUGCCUGCAGGAGGACCCCAGAGCAGCAACAGUGGUUCCAUAGCACCCUUCAAGGCCCCCUCUGCUCAGGGCAAACCAUCUACCUGGCAGACCAGUCAUUCAGCAGGAUCCAACCUGUCCAAGACUGCACCUCAUAAGGGUCAGGUUACACCCUCUUUUGGUCAAGUGAGCUCCAGUGGAGCAAAGGGACCUGUGUUGGACCGCCCUGCACCCCAACCACAUCCCAAAGACCAGAAUAGUCUUGUGCAGAGGGCAGAGCACAUCCCUGCUGGGACACGCACACCCAUGUGUGCCCAGUGCAACAAAGUCAUCAGGGGCCCUUUCCUGGUUGCCAUGGGGAAAUCAUGGCACCCUGAGGAGUUCAACUGUGCACAUUGCCAUACGUCCCUGGGAGAUGUGGGCUUUGUUGAGGAGCGGGGCUCCGUAUAUUGUGCUCACUGUUAUGAACAGUUCUUUGCUCCCAUCUGUGCUCGCUGUCAACAGAAGAUCCUGGGGGAAGUGAUCAAUGCCCUGAAGCAGACCUGGCAUGUGUACUGCUUCCUCUGUGCAUCAUGCCAGCAGCCCAUCCGUAACAACAUCUUCCACCUGGAGGAUGGCGAGCCCUACUGUGAGAGAGAUUACUAUAACCUCUUUGGUACGAGUUGCCAUGGCUGUGAUUUCCCAAUAGAGGCGGGUGACAAGUUCCUGGAGGCCCUAGGAUUCACCUGGCACGAUACCUGUUUUGUGUGUGCGGUAUGCAGCACCAGUCUGGAAAGCCAAGCUUUCUUCUCCAAGAAGGACAAACCACUGUGCAAGAAACAUGCCCACACUGUCAAGAUCUGAAAAUUUAAGGCAUGUGGAGCACAAGACCAUGCAGUAAAGAAAGUCAAAAGUGACACUGGUUGUCUGAUUGUUUACAGUGUCCAUUAUUCAGGUCUUUUCCACUUUUUGUUUUGGAAAUACAGUAGUUUUCUUUCUCCCUUUGCCUUUUAUAUAUUUUGAUAUGUUUUCAGUUGUGGUCAUUUGAUGUCUUGCACCUUAUUUAAAAAAAGGCUUCUCUUUAUUCACAUGAUCGUAGUUAAAAUGUCUCUUUGGGUGUAUUGUAGACUCGCAUACUAUUUGAACAGUUUUCCACUGAUUUGUAAUACAUGAAUUUUUCCAAAAGUGCCUUUUUCUGGGAAAGUUCAAAAAUUAACACGAAGUUUUAAUUUUAUGCACCUAUUCACAAAAAACUUUUGUUUUAGUGUUCUGGGUUUAGCCACAAAGAUUGUAUAGUUGCCAUUAUGAGGAAACGUGAUUCUAAAAAAAAUAUUUACCUUCACGAGAAAUGGUAGAGAGCUGUUUUAAAAGAUUAUUAUAAACUGAAUGAGGAGACCUUGGAAUGUACAGGAGAAAAAUAGAGAUAAUUAAAUAGAAAUUAAAUGCACAUAUAUAAGGGAUUAUUUAAAAGCCUCUACAUACCUAUAGAGGGGACUCGAGUAAAGAAAUCAGUAAAUAUAAGUAGAUUAUUGCUGUUGAUUCCCUGAAAAUAAGGCACAUUGAGCAUUACUGUAUUGUAAAAUAAACCUUUUCUCAAUGUAAGCAUUUUAAUUGUUUUAUUUUCAGGGUGAUUUAUUCUGAAGAUUACAAACAAGGUUUGUGUACAAGCAUGUUUUUAAAAAUGAAUAGGAAUCUGACAGUGUGUGAGAUGCUAUAUGUGUGGUGGUUCUGUAGGGGUGGUAUAGAUUUGGGUGAUCAGAACAAGUAGGACUGGGGAUAAUUCAGGGAUGCCAUCUUCUUAGCUAUGAUCCAGAAUUGUGUUUUUGCAUGUACCCCAUUCCCCACUUACUUUUUUUUUUUUUAAUCAGCUUUGGCUUGAGGGAUGUUUCAUACAUGUUGUUUUCUACAUUUACAAUACAAAAUUGGUGGUGGUAGUUUUGCUUUUUUGCAAGGUGUUGUUUAUGCUUUAAAAAUUUUUUUGGUUAUAGAUUUCUUGAGUUUCUCAUCUGUUGUAAAUUAGUAAAUUUUAGUGACAGCUUUUGCUGCUACUGGUUAUGUAGACAUGUUUUAUAAGAAUAGCUAAGGCAUUUUUGUCUAAUAUAAUUAAUGGUCACAAAGUCUUGCACCAGGGUACUGGUAGUGUCUGUACUAGUUAGUGUAUACUUCGCAUAGGCUGUAUUUUCACUAGGUAAUAGUUCAGUGACUUUGACACAGCCUUGUGAAAAUAACAUACUGUAUCCUAAAGGUAAAAAAAGGGAGUACAUACGUACAGUUCCAUAACCAGUCGCAAACAGGCAAAUGGGCUGAAAUCAUACCGUACGGCAGUUCUCUGUGGCCUCCAUUUCCUAAGGCUCGUGAGUAAAAUGCCCCUGGAGAGUAAAGUGUUGAUAGGGUAAUGAACAGCAAUAUUUUAUCACUGAGUCUGUGUGGGGAUGCAAACUUUAACAAUAGUUAAAAAAUACCAUUAUCACUGUUACUGGUUUUAAAGUAAUGUGAGAGAACAGAUGAGCGAUCUAAAUGUGCCUCAGGUACACAGUCUAUUCCAGACAGACAGUGUACCCCUGCUUUCUCCUUUAGGGUUACAUUUAGCAGACUUUAAAGGAGAAAAGGUAUUUCUCAUAACAACAAAUGACAAAGUUGACAGAACACAGAGAAAAACACUUGAGAAUACAGUGUAACUUGAUGGUAAGAAUGUUUGUACGUUUCCCUGGAAUGGAAAAGAGAUGGUUGGAUUAAGGGAUGUUACCGUAACGCUUAACAAAACAUAAAGCCAGGUCUCAAGCAAAGUGUUUAACAAAAUUCACAAGUAUUACUUUUUCUGUUCUAUGCAAAUGUGACCAAAGUGCUGAACUUUUCUGUGCACAAGCAACUAAUAAAACUGAUUAAUAUUCAA